Molecule: messenger RNA, 903 nt
Organism: Dermacentor silvarum
Lineage: Eukaryota; Metazoa; Arthropoda; Arachnida; Ixodida; Ixodidae
Product: hsp70-binding protein 1
Exons: 3
Coding region: 1-903 (300 amino acids)
Source: RefSeq, a predicted model, not a curated record
AUGGCCGAGGACGAGGCUACCCAUCCGGUCACCGACCCCCAGAGGCUGGACACGAGCCGCAUCCGGUGGCUGACCCGGACGAUGCGGGAGCUGCUGGUGAACCCGUACGACGAGCUGCGGCGCAGUCUGCGCAACAUCCGCGAGUGCCUGAGCGAGUCGCACAACAUCGGUCGCGUACUCGUCGCCUGUAUCGCCAACGUGCAGCAGUACAUCGACGUGGUCGACUACGCCAAGGACUUCGAGAAGAUGGGCGGCUUCCAGGUGUUUCCCGACCUCCUGGACUUCCCGAGUUCUGUGGUUCGUGUGCAGACGUGCGCACUUAUAGCCGAGCUGGUGCAGAACAACCCGCACUGCCAGCGAGCGGCGCUGCUGAGUGCGCGCCGCCUGCUACACCUGCUGGACACCGAGACGGAUGACGAGGUGCGCUGCAAGGCACUGUACGCGUUGUCCUGCAUGGUGCGACAGAACAGGGACGCCUACGCCAACUUCGAGAAGCUGGGAGGACCAGCCGUGUUGCGAAGGACCCUCUUCGAAGCGACCAACAGGCGUCUCAAGACCAAGGCGAGCUUCCUGGUGGCCACGCUCUGCAGCCAGGAGGACGGCUUCCGCUCCACGCUCGCCACCUCGGAGUUCGCCCGCGACGCCGUCGAGAUGCUUCCGCACGUGGACGGCGACUGCCGCCAGUUCUUGCUGAGCGCCCUGCUGACGAUGGCCACGCACAGCGCGCAGCCGCUGCUCAGGGAGCUGCCGGCCAGGGAAGCUCUAAUGGCCACGCUGGCAGGCUUCAUUCGCGAGCAUGGUGAUGCGGCGCAGUACCAGGAAGUGGUGCAGUACUCGACCGAGAUACUGGACCUCAUCCGCGACCGCAGCGAGCGGUCGAGGACAAUCUCGAUCCGCUCUUAA